AUGACUGUGUACGAACGGUGCGUCGAGGCAAGCUGUAGAGACGGCGAAAAGAGCCUAUACCCUCCUAGCAGAAUACAAUUAGGCAGGGCAGGUUGGUUACUAUUGCAUUCUAUUUCAAUCAAUCAUAAUAUUACAAAUGAGGAGAUCGAGACUGCAGCUUGGCUCUACUCUUUUGCCGCGUUGUAUCCAUGUCAUGUAUGUAGGGAUUCUUUGUAUAGCAUUUACAAAAAAAUGCCACCAAGUGUAAAUACACAAGAAAAUCUCAUAUUAUGGGCCUGUGAAAUACAUAACAAAGUAAACGAUGAACUAUCCAAACCAAUACUUGAUUGUAAUAUUCAGGAUCUAAGGAAAAUGUACUGUAGUAAACAUUGA
Babesia microti strain RI is the source of this 372-nucleotide messenger RNA. Its product is annotated as Mitochondrial FAD-linked sulfhydryl oxidase ERV1. NCBI's taxonomy places the organism in Eukaryota, Apicomplexa, Aconoidasida, Piroplasmida, Babesiidae. The record is from RefSeq and is a predicted model, not a curated record. Gene Ontology annotation, molecular function: flavin adenine dinucleotide binding; flavin-dependent sulfhydryl oxidase activity. The transcript is spliced from 2 exons. Bases 1 to 372 code for a protein of 123 amino acids. Gene Ontology annotation, cellular component: mitochondrion.